AUGGACCACCAACUCCCCCUCUCUCCCCCCUCAGAACCCACCCCAGCACCAGCCGCCCCCUCCACCAAAGACCUCCCAGUCCCGCUCGACUCCCCAAUCCGCACAACACCCAUCCACAGCACUCUCCCGGACCUGCGCGUUCCCAACGACCCCCUCCCACCACACAAAUACCACCCAGUGACAUGCGUCCCUAUCGACUCUUCCACCCCCGAAAUAAGCACCCACCUCGAACAGCUUCGCGAAGAGUACCCGUCCCCCGAAGCCGCGCUCAAAGCGCAGGAAGACGUCGCGAAAGAAGUCAAGCAGAAGAUGGAAGACGCGGAGAAGAAGCGCGAGGAGGUCCAGCGCGCGAUGGAUAAGAAGGUUAAGGAGAGGAAUACUGAAAUGAAGGUUUUGUCCAAGUUCCAGGAGGUGAAGGCGUCGGAUAUUAUUCCGUCUUGA
Molecule: messenger RNA, 441 nt
Organism: Aspergillus wentii DTO 134E9
Lineage: Eukaryota; Fungi; Ascomycota; Eurotiomycetes; Eurotiales; Aspergillaceae
Exons: 1
Coding region: 1-441 (146 amino acids)
Source: RefSeq, a predicted model, not a curated record